This is a messenger RNA of Trichomycterus rosablanca, 2213 nucleotides long. Its product is annotated as hormonally up-regulated neu tumor-associated kinase homolog A. Lineage: Eukaryota; Metazoa; Chordata; Actinopteri; Siluriformes; Trichomycteridae. The transcript has 10 exons. Gene Ontology annotation, molecular function: protein serine/threonine kinase activity; ATP binding. Gene Ontology annotation, cellular component: cytoplasm. Bases 1 to 2196 code for a protein of 731 amino acids. The record is from RefSeq and is a predicted model, not a curated record. Gene Ontology annotation, biological process: protein phosphorylation; intracellular signal transduction.
AUGCCCACAGCGGUCAAGGCAUCUCUGGACGGCGUGACUUGUGACUCGGGGGAUCUGGAGCUGUUGGACAGGGUGGAUCGGGCAGUGCCAACAGGUUUGGUGAAAGUGCCCAGAGAACUGGUGAGGAACUUCCCACACACCAAACGUGUCGGCAGCUACCUGGUGGGCAAAAUGAUCAACAAAGGCUCGUUUGCCAAAGUGAUGGAGGGCAUGCACAUCACCACCGGCGAGAAGGUGGCGAUUAAAGUGAUCGAUAAGAAGAAGGCCCGGCUGGACUCGUACGUGUCGAAAAACAUGAAGCGUGAGCCGAGGAUCCAUCAGAUGAUCCGUCAUCCCAACAUCGUCCUGCUGCUGGAGACGCUGGAGACCGAGAACUUCUACUACAUGGCCAUGGAGCUGUGUGCCGGUGGAGACCUGAUGGACAGGAUCUGUGAACGGAAGCGUCUGGAGGAGAGGGAGGUCCGGAGAUACACUCGCCAGAUCCUCUCGGCCGUGGAUCAUCUCCACAUGCACGGCAUCGUCCACAGGGAUUUGAAGAUUGAGAACUUCCUUCUGGAUGAACACAACAACAUUAAGGUCGUUGACUUUGGUCUCAGUAACACACUGAGGCUGGACUCUCUUUCCCUGGAGCUGCUGAACACUCAGUGUGGAAGUCCAGCGUACGCCGCUCCUGAACUUCUCGCACACAAGAAAUAUGGACCAAAGGUGGAUGUGUGGUCUGUGGGUGUGAGUACUUUCGCCAUGCUGACUGGUACACUUCCUUUCACUGUCGAUCCCUUUAACAUAAAGCACCUUCAUCAGAAAAUGAUUAACGGAGAAAUCAGCGCGAUCCCGUCUGACAUCAGUAAAGGUGCAGUUAGGUUUGUUUUGGCGUUGCUGGAGCCGGACCCAGUGAAGAGACCGAAUGUAAAAGCAGCACUGGAGGAGGGCUGGUUAAACGAAGGCUAUACCAAGAGACCCCUACACACCGUCACCUACAAGAACAGACUACGUCCAGAAGAUCUUAACUCAUCUGUGUUAAACUACAUGACUGAAUCUUUUGGCUACGACCUCUCAGACAUCGUGCACACUGUCGUCAACAAUAAACCUUCUUCUAUAUUAGCGACAUACCAACUCCUGCUGAAAAAACUCAUACAGCACCAGAAAGGAGCCAAAAACAUAAAGAGGUUCGAGACCAGCGAGUGGAACCUCCGAAAUAAGCCGGUGUGGAACGAGAGGAGCAACACGUCACAGAGGAGUCGACAACAGUCUCCUCAGAGAGAGACUAGCAACGACAGGAGUCAGAGACAGUCCAGUAAGACCCCAUCGCAGGACAGAGAUUCCAUCAGAAGGCCAGAUGAGACGAUCAGGCAAAGGCAGCCGAGUUCAGAGCAGAGAGCGAAUUCACCUUCAAAUCGUCCUGCUGAUGCAUUUACAGAUGAAGACGCUGAAGUCGACACAGAUACAAGAGAAGGAAUGUUUCCUGAAGUCUCUGUUUUUGCUGAAAGGGAGGCUCAUGGUUUACCGCCCAGAUGUUCCUGUGGGGAAGGGAGUGGCUCCAAAUUCUGCAACUGCACCUCUUGUGAUGUAACUUUGGACUGCAAAAAGUUACCACCCAAAGGUCACGAACUGCGACCGAAUCAUUCGGGAGAUGAGCCUCCACGCUCCAGUGACAAACUGGAAAAGAUACAGACGUUCUACUCAGAGAAAACUGUAUCUCCCAGAACACAACAGGACAGUAAAGCAGGCCAGCGCUUUAAAGACCUUCUGCUCGCCAUCGAGGACAAGACUUACGCUGGACGUCACUUGAGCGCGAUAGAAGCCACGGCUCAGUCCACUCCAUUACCACAGCUACGUCACAGAACUCUCAAAGACGUCUCGCCGAGGAAAGUGGUCUGGGCAGGGCUUAAACGUCACACUGACCUGGGGACAGGCUCCUCACCCUUUCUGGUGAACGGCCUGAAACCACCGGUGUGUUUAACCCAGAGGCAGCAGGCUCUGGUCAUCAGGAGUUUAAGACAUUCAAAAGAUAAGAGGAACACAGAAGCAGGGACAGAGAGGACGGGGGGCAUCGCGGGGACCACGGCGAAAAGGAACUUUGUUCAGUUACGGACAUCCGUUCAGCGCAAGGAGACGGACCUGAAUCUGCCUAUGCUUCCUUCUACCUUCCAGAGCAAGGACAAGAAGAGUGAGUUCCUCAGACUGGACUUUGGUUGACAGAGAGGAAGAGGAAA